Messenger RNA from Penicillium angulare, 621 nucleotides. RefSeq names its product glycoside hydrolase family 3 protein. The transcript is spliced from 2 exons. The coding region runs from base 1 to 621 and encodes 206 amino acids. The record is from RefSeq and is a predicted model, not a curated record. NCBI's taxonomy places the organism in Eukaryota, Fungi, Ascomycota, Eurotiomycetes, Eurotiales, Aspergillaceae. Gene Ontology annotation, biological process: glucan catabolic process. Gene Ontology annotation, molecular function: beta-glucosidase activity.
AUGCAUUGCUUGAGGCCUCUUUUCGCUCUAUGGCUUGCCUGUUCGGCAUCGGCACAAGGUGAUCCGAAGGACAUUGAACCAGAUGAUUUCUACCCUCGUGAACCAGACUCCCCUUACUCUUACCCCAGUCCUAAUAUAACUGGCCUUGGUGGAUGGGAUGUCGCCAUUUCGAAGGCAAGGCUCUUUGUUUCGGAGUUGACAACGGAAGAGAAGGUUUCUCUUAGCAACGGCACUGGCUUUCCUCCAGACCCAAAUAACCCAAACCGACUUUGUCAGGGUCAAACUGCGCCAAUCCCCCGUCUCAAUUUCCCAGGACUUUGUUAUAUCGAUAGCGACACAGGCAUUGGCAAUUCGCAUUCAUACAGAACGGGGUUUCCCCCGGGUGUCACAGUUGCGUCGACUUGGAACAGAGAGUUUAUUCGAGCCCGUGGCUUCGCAAUAGCUACAGAGCAUAAGAACAAGGGAGCACAUGCCGUUCUGGGGCCAGUUCUUGCCCUCGGCCGUACUGUUGGCGGUGGGACAAAUUUUGAAGGAUUUGGUAACGACGCGUUUUUGAUUGGUGCUGCUGGUUACGAGACCGUCAUCGGAGAACAGGCCGCUGGUGUGCAAAACAGUAUCUAG